AGCUUUGGCUAAUCGCCCCCACACGCGCGCGCCCCCGCCCGCGCCGAAGCCACAAGAAACGUGUUUGCAUGCAAGGCCAGGCCAGGCCAAGCGAGGCCGCGCGCGCGCAUCAGCUCGCGACGCGAGCCACCUGUGCCGCUGUGCGCGCGCGCCGCCUGGCGCCACGCACGCCAUGCACGCGCGCGUGGGGUGGAAGGGUGAACUGGAGAGGAGAGCGGCGUCGCACUCGUGAAAACCGAAACGGAGACGAGACGGGACGUACGGCUUGGCUUUGCCUACUACUGCUGCUGCUGCUCUGCUCUCUCCUCUCUCUCGUGAGCAAGCGUAGUAGCCUCGCUCUCUCUCGCAGCCGCGCGCUUGGUGGGAGGGGGGGAUUGGGGAUGAUGGGGAGCGAGUCGGGGAGGGCGGUGGCGGCGAUGGUGUCGCUGCAGCUGCUCUUCUCGGCGCUGCAGGUCUUCAUCAAGCUGGCGCUCAACGACGGCAUGGACGCCCGCGUCCUCGUCGCCUACCGCUUCAUGUUCGCCGCCACCUUCCUCUGCCCCAUCGCCUUCCUCCGAGAGAGGAAGAAACGACCGCCUCUAACCAUGAAGGUGGUGCUGCAACUAUUCUUGUGCGGGUUGUUUGGAUUUUCUAUAAACCAGAAUCUCUAUGUGCUUGCUAUAAAGUUGACUUCAGCAACAUUUAUUACUGCUAUCAGCAACCUGACACCAGCAACCACCUUCCUUCUUGCUAUAUUGACCAGGCUCGAGACCUUAAAACUUAAGAAACCUGCUGGACAAGCAAAACUUCUAGGAACACUUGUAGGCAUGGGUGGUGCAAUGUUGCUUACAUUCUACAAGGGACCAAAGAUCAUGGUACUCGACCAACUUCCCCAUCCCAAAUUUGCCCACCUCACUGAAAAUCCCCAGUCGCACCCAAUAUCGACGGGCAAUCAAAUUAUAGGAUCGUUCCUUGGUAUAAUCAGCUGUUUCACCUACGCGACAUGGCUAGUCAUCCAGGCGAAAGUGAGCAAGGUUUACCCGUGCCACUACUCGAUCGCUGCAAUGGUGUGCCUCUUCGGCGCACUUCAGUCCACGGUAAUGGCACUUUGUGUUCACAGGGACAUGGAGCAUUGGAGGUUAGGACUUAACAUCAGGCUCUACUCAUCGGCUUACGCGGGACUCAUAGCAUCAGGCUCCGCGUUCCCUCUGCUGUCGUGGUGCCUGCGGAAGAAAGGCCCCCUGUUCAUCUCCGUGUUCAGCCCGCUGAUGCUCAUCUUCGUCGCGCUGAUGAGCUCGAUCAUUCUCAAUGAGGCGUUGCACCUCGGAAGUGUGCUUGGUUCUGUCCUGAUUGUGGGUGGCUUGUACAUGGUGCUGUGGGGCAAAGCGAAAGAGGCGGCUGAUCUGUCUGAAGAUGAAAAUCAGGGCAAGGAAUCCAUCCCUGUGACCACUGGCGGUGAGAAUGAAAUGAAGUGAAGAGAGCAUUGGGCCUACAGGUUGCUAUUUGACAGAAAUGACAGAAAGAUAUGAUUCUGAAAUUCUGAUAGAAAUAUAGAAUGUUCGGUUUGGAUCAGGCAUUGAUGUUUCUACAUCGAUUCAUCUCGUGUAUUGUGGACGCUAUCAUUUGUCUGAAUAGUCUGAUACUGUUAAUCUGUUAUUGCCGUGGAUUUGCUGCUAUUCCCAGAUUUGCCUUUUAUACCCUGUAAUCUUA
Molecule: messenger RNA, 1689 nt
Organism: Oryza sativa Japonica Group (Japanese rice)
Lineage: Eukaryota; Viridiplantae; Streptophyta; Magnoliopsida; Poales; Poaceae
Product: WAT1-related protein At1g68170
Cellular component (GO): plasma membrane
Molecular function (GO): transmembrane transporter activity
Source: RefSeq, a predicted model, not a curated record